Molecule: messenger RNA, 2073 nt
Organism: Lachancea thermotolerans CBS 6340
Lineage: Eukaryota; Fungi; Ascomycota; Saccharomycetes; Saccharomycetales; Saccharomycetaceae
Product: putative metalloendopeptidase
Exons: 1
Coding region: 1-2073 (690 amino acids)
Cellular component (GO): cytoplasm
Source: RefSeq, a predicted model, not a curated record
AUGGGCGAAAUUGUGCUGUACAAUCUGCAAGAUGGAGUGGAGGUGUAUUCCGCAUGCCUGGUCAUUCAUGGGAAGUGUUCCUCGAGUAACACAAGUGUGAUCGAGGUCAGGCAUUCUCAAUUUCCUUGUUUAAGGUAUGAGGUGCACAAAAGCGGGUUUAAGUGCCUUGUCCAGCUGUCCCCGGGUGAGAACAAAUUAACAUUCGCUACUGACCAGAAAGAAUCGAAAACAGUUACCUGCCAUUACACGCCUUUGGUACAAAAUGAACCAGUGCACUUGUGUCUAUUAGUUGCGCGCGAUUCGCCUAUGGUUUUUGACUCGCCCAGCAGUCAGCAAAAGAAAGAAGGAGGUAACAACCUGGAUCUUGCUGUUCGUAAGUUACGUUUGGGCGCGCGGCUCAUGCAGGCUUACACAAACGAGCAAAUGUUGCGGAAUGGCUUUGGACCAAGAACGUUCCAGUUUGUCGAAGAGUAUGGUUUGGACACGACGUUUAAGCAGCCUGAAAUGCGUAACCGCGUAAAAGUUCACAUUGUCCGUACAGAGAAAAGCGUCAAAGAACUUCGUGAUCCUGAUCGUGCGCAACAAAACCCACAUGCCAAAGAUGCCGGUGGCCUGUUUGGGAUUGCGAUGGAGGCGCUUCGUAAAUAUGGAGGACCUUUCGCCUCCAGCAGCGAGCGCCCGGUCCAGGCCGCCGUGAUGAUACUCGACGCACACUGGGACGCUAAGCUCAACCUGAUUACUGCUCACGCCGCAUUGGGAGGGGGCGAUGACUCGCUAAAACUCGCAAUUUUUGGCUCUCAUGGCUUGUACGCAUGGCCUUAUUUCAUUGAAGAUGUUCCAAGAUACUUCACUGACGAGACCCGCAGUUCCACCAAAGAGGUUGCGAAUGACUGCAAUGAAUGCGGCUCACACUGGGAAUGUUUUACACUUACACUUGGAGCAUUCAUGCAUGAAAUUGGCCACUUAUUGGGCUGCCCUCACCAGGAGAACGGUGUCAUGUUGCGUGAUUAUGUUCGGCUUAACCGCUCUUUUCUAAGUAAAGAAGCGUUUUCAACAAGGACAAAUUCUAACGGUGCUCAACCUCCAAUAUAUCCUCGUGAAGAAUGCACAUGGCACAGACUCGAUCUGCUCAAGUUUUUGUAUCACCCUUCAUUCACUCUUCCACAAGACUUUUAUGACCCUUCAAUGAUGAGACCCGGCUGUAUUGGCGGAUUCAAAGCCCCUUCCCCUUCCGUUUAUGUUCUGCCGAACAACUGCUGUGUCCUGAGGUCCGAAACCGGAAUAUAUUGCAUUCAAAUUAUAUGUGGUGAUUUGGCGAGAGCUCAUAUUGAGUACUUGCCCAUCUCGCUCGGCGGAACGGGCCCGCAGAAAGAAAUCUUUCUUUCACUCGAUGAUUUAAGGUCUCGCAUUCCGCCAGAGCACUUAGAAAAAUAUCGCGACUCUUUCAAGAUUAAAGCUUGUGCAGUCAAUUCACCUGAAAGUAACUGGGAGCAGUUCCCACGCUUCUUACAGGCUUCUCAAAUUCCGAUGGCUAAUUACGGCUUCCCAAAACACGUUGUUGGGAUGAAAUCGAGUCUUUACGGCGGUGCAGACAGAGGGAAAGAUGUCGGUAUAAUCGCUUUCGAUGGCAGAAGAGUUACGGCUGUUCGCGUAUUCCAUGGUGCAGCUUUGGAUGGCAUUAUGCUCUUCCUUGACGAGGGCAACAGUAAUCCCGAGAAAGAUCCUCCCCUGCCACCCAGAACUUACAUGGGGAAACUUACAAAUGCAAUGAAGUCCGUUUCCAUACAAUCAACUGACCGCCAAAGUGUGCUUUUUGGGAAGCAGACAAACUCCUACAGUGAUUUUGAGAUGAACUUUGGUGAGCAUUUGCUUGGAUUCAACCUUCGCUCAGGUUGUUGGGUGGAUGGCGUCCAGGUCUUGACCACGCAGGGCCGCGCAAGUAAGUUUUUUGGAAACAAUGGAGGUGGCAGCCAACACCAAAUCAUUGCGCCAGGUGGACAACACAUCUUGGGUUUCUACGGAAGAGUCGGACAAUGGGUCGAUGCUAUCGGAAUUGUUUAUGGAGCAAUUUAA